Messenger RNA from Aspergillus puulaauensis, 1458 nucleotides. RefSeq lists its product as uncharacterized. The transcript has 5 exons. Gene Ontology annotation, biological process: transmembrane transport. The record is from RefSeq and is a predicted model, not a curated record. Gene Ontology annotation, cellular component: membrane. Gene Ontology annotation, molecular function: transmembrane transporter activity. NCBI's taxonomy places the organism in Eukaryota, Fungi, Ascomycota, Eurotiomycetes, Eurotiales, Aspergillaceae. Bases 1 to 1458 code for a protein of 485 amino acids.
AUGGCGACCCAAACAUCAGGUACAGACCAAAAACAGGUCGAGACUUCAACAACACCCAUCCCCUCAAGUAAUGACACCCCACCACCGCGCACAUUCCGCUCCUUCAUCUGGGACACAGACACGCACCUCAAAUCCCCCGCGGAAAAGCGCCUCCUGCUCAAGCUCGACGCCUCAAUCCUGACUAUCGGAUGUCUGGGCUUCUUCAUGAAAUACCUCGACCAGGGGAACCUGUCCAACGCCUACGUCUCAGGCAUGCAGGAGCAACUCUCCAUGUACGGAAACGAAUACACAUACGCCCAGACCAUGUACACAGUCGCGUACGCCGUGAUGCAGGUCCCCAGUACACUGAUCAUCCAGAAAAUCCGACCUAGUAUCUGGCUCGCCGUGAUGGAGGUUGCCUGGGGCGCGUUUACGUUCGCGCAGGCCGGGGUCCACAAUGUGCCGGAGCUAUACGCGUUCCGGUUUCUGGUGGGGUUGUUUGAGAGUUCGUUUUUCCCGGCUUUGCUUUAUCUGCUCGGGAGUUGGUAUACGAAGACGGAGCUUGCGAAGAGGGUGGCCUUGUUCCAUAUGACCGCGCCGCUGGGGACCGCGUUCGGCGGGUAUCUCCAGGCGGCGGUUUAUGAGAAUUUGAAUGGCGCGCAUGGCAUUGAGGGGUGGAGGUGGUUGUAUAUUGUCUGUGGGUGUAUGACUGUGCCGGUUGGGCUUGCGACGUUUGUGGUGCUCCCUGAUACGCCGUAUACGACGAAGGUGUGGUUCCUGUCGGCUGAGGAGAGGGAGUUGGCGAUUGAGCGGGUGAGGAGGGCUGGGAAGGCGGCGCCGGUGAAGAUUCGGUUGGCGACGUUCAAGACGAUUCUGAGCUCGUGGAAGUGGUAUGGGUUUGUUAUUGGAUACGUGUUAUAUGGAUCGUCAUGCGGCGCAAACGGGUACUUUGCCAUCUGGCUCAAGUCCGAGAACUUCUCUGUCGCCGAACGCAAUGUCAUUCCCACUGGGACGUCUCUGGUAUCUGCAGCCUGCGUUGUCCUCUGGGGUUUUCUGUCGGACUAUACCGGGAGCAGGUUCGCCUGGGUGCUGAUACCACUGAUAUGCGGCCUUCUCCCAAACGGCAUCUUAGCAUUCUGGCCAUCCAGUCUUGCGCUAAAGGAGUUCGCCUUCCUAACAAUUGCCGUUCAGCUCAUGACAGCCGUGUUCUACUCCUGGGCUAACGAAGUCUGCGCCGGGAACAACGAAGAACGAGCCGUGGUGGUCAGUAGCAUGAAUGGCUUUCAGUAUGCUGUCGCUGCAUGGCUGCCUAUUGUUAUCUUUCCGCAGACAAUGGCGCCGGAUUUCCGGUAUGGGUUUCCAACCACCUUUGGCCUGGUUAUUGCGGCGAUCUUUGCAGUCAUUGGAAUUCAGCUGUUUGUUCUCCGGGACGAGCGCAGGGCUAAACAUGCGGCAGCUUCUGGGGAAGUUGAUGCGUAG